AUGUAAGAUUUAAAAUAAAGAAAUGUACUUAAUCAAAAUAAUUAAUAAACUACAUCAUCUUAACAAAAAAAUCAACUAUAUUCUUCUACAUAUCCUCAUGAUCAUCCAUUAGCUAAAUUUCGUUAAUGUGUUUCAACUGAUUUUCUUGGUGGACCAAAAAUAUUUUAAUUGAAUCAUAUAAUAAAUACUUUCAAAGGUUCUACUGGUAUAUUUUUAAUAUUGUUGAUGUGUUAUUAUAAUAAUUUUUCUUUAAGUGCAUAUUUAAUAUUUAUUCUUCAUGGCUCAUAUGGUUUUAUAUGGAUUGCAAAAGAUUUAUUAUUCCCUGAUAAAUCAUGGCAAGUAAAACAAACUAUUUUUAGCUCUUUAGUUGCUUGUGCCAUCCUUUUGUCUUAUUGGUCAAUAGGUUGGUUCAUAAUAAGUAGAAGAGCAAUAACUAAUCCUUCAUUAGAAAGAAUAGCAGUUAGUUGUUUUUGUUAUAUAUUUGGAGUAACGUUAAUGGUAGUAUCUGAUGUUUAAAAAUUUAUAACUUUGAAAUAUAAAUAAGGUUUAAUUACAGAUGGAUUAUUUUCAAGAUGUAGAAAUCCUAAUUAUUUAGGAGAAAUUAUUCUUUAUGGAGGAUUUGCUAUUGUUGGAGGAGCUUGGGAAAAUUAUGCUUUAUUGCUAUUUAUUUGGACAACUUUAUUUAAUCUGAAUAUUUAUUUAAAAGAGCUUUCUUUUAGUAAAAAAGAAGGAUGGGAGUAAUAUAAGAAUAAAAGUUAUUUACUUUUAUUUAAAUUCUUUGAUGAAGAUAUUCAUAAUUAUUUGUUUUAUGGUGGUUUGGCUGCUUUUAUAACAAUUAAUUAUAGUUAUGGAGGACUUAUUAAUGUAUUAAAAUAAUAAUGAAUUAUUUUUAAUUAAUAUUUUUUAUUUUAUUUAGACUUUUUUUUAUAUUAAUUUCAGAAAAUAAGAUAUUAAUAAAUAUUAAAUUUUAUUUG
Messenger RNA from Ichthyophthirius multifiliis, 974 nucleotides. RefSeq names its product steroid 5-alpha c-terminal domain protein. Lineage: Eukaryota; Ciliophora; Oligohymenophorea; Hymenostomatida. The record is from RefSeq and is a predicted model, not a curated record. Gene Ontology annotation, molecular function: oxidoreductase activity, acting on the CH-CH group of donors. The transcript is spliced from 3 exons. Gene Ontology annotation, biological process: lipid metabolic process.